This is a messenger RNA of Leptopilina boulardi, 3101 nucleotides long. RefSeq names its product myb-like protein K. NCBI's taxonomy places the organism in Eukaryota, Metazoa, Arthropoda, Insecta, Hymenoptera, Figitidae. The record is from RefSeq and is a predicted model, not a curated record. The transcript is spliced from 7 exons. Bases 847 to 2850 code for a protein of 667 amino acids.
UUACCAAUGUUGGAGAAAUUAGAAUAAUAAUAAAAAAUAAACUGUCACUUUAACAUCUUAUCUUUUAACAAUUAGUAAAGUAAUUAAUAUUCUAAACGGCCCAUGAUCUUGAAAAUAAUUCAAGGUUACUUGAUUUGCGAACGCCAGAGUGGAUGACGCAAUUAGCGAUUUUUAUAUUACUCAUUGUUAAUCGCGUAAUAUUCUAUAUAAAAGUAAAAAAAAUCAUAACCUCAAUUGUUAAUAAAAAUCAAAAUGUUUCGCACAAUAAAUUAUUCCAAGAACUAAAAGAAUGAGUUGCUUUUGUGUGAAUAAUUGUUCUUUUCAACAUGAGAUCAGGAUUAUCAUUUUACAAACAGUUUAGAGCCUAAUUACUCUUUAAUUAUUACAAGAAAAACAAAUUAAUAACUGCUGGGAAGUUAUGAAGAAAUUUUCACGUGGACCGCUCUACCGGCGUCUUGAGAUGAUCAGCAAUAAUGGAAAAUUUAGACUUGUGAUGACAAAAAUAAAGGGAAGGAAACAAAGGAUCAAGGUGAUAAUCAAUAAUUAAUCCCUAAAAUUUUUUUGUUCACAGUUACAAUAUUUCAUAAAGCAAGAAAUUUCAAGAGGAUUCAUAGGUAGAAGAAGAUAAGGGAGAAGGAAUUUGGAUUGCUUCCAGCUAUCUUUUGGUCUCAUUCACAGAAAGUGUCUUCUGAUGAACGAAAGUACGAAGUAUUAUGCCAUUUACCUUUACCACCUUCAUUAUUUGGACGCGAUCCCACCUCUUGCUUUCUGUUUUGCUGCCACAGACCAGAUCAUCUUCUUCUGGUAAAAGCAGUUAUUCUCUUCGGUGAGAGCACAGACAGCAUCAUGCGCUUGAGAUUCGCAGUGAUAUUUUUCGCCGUGAUUAUCUCAGUGGCUCGAGCCACUGAUGAUUUAAAAGCCAAAACAUCAAUACCUCAGGGAACAGCAACACCACCAGUUAAAUUAGAUAAAACACUUCGAAGAGCACUUUUAAGAGCUCUCACUGAUUUAGAAACAGAAUCUGCCGAGCAACAUGUCAACAAUAAUUCCGAGGAAAAUCUUCAAAUUGACAAUGUAAAUUCAAAGAAGGAGGAAAAAAAUUUUGAAAAAUCAACAUUUUCCUUUAAUCAUUUCUCUGGCGAUGAUGAAAUUACCAACGAGGAUAAAUUACAAAAUUCGACAUUUAUCGAAAUUGAAAAAUUUGUCUCAUCUGAUUCGCCCGUUACUCUAAGGACAAUUAUCGAUAAACCGAGACAUUUUCUCAAGGUAACCAAUGCAAUUUCUCCUGAGAACUCAUCAUCAUCAUCAUCGAAAAAGGAUCAGACAGAAUCGAGAAAUUUAAAAUCCUCGAGUCCUUCUUCGGCCAACGAAAUCGAAACCGUGACUACAAAAUCUACAACGGCAACACAAUUCAAAGAAACUCUCAUAAGGAGCGAAAGUAGUGGUAUCGCGGCCGCCAAUGCUCUCGUUGCACCAAGACCCACAGCCUCAAGUCCCACGGUGUCACCAGCAACAAAUACUUCCUCGAGAAUUGCCACUAAAUCGACCAAAAACAAAGACGAUGACGUUGAGGAUGUGAAAAUAUUUCAAGCACCACUUGUCGCUGCCUUCACAGUUCAACAGGAUGAGCGAGGAAUUCCCAAAAGUGUCGUUCCAAUUUAUCGACCAUCAGGCGAUGGUCAAGCAUUAACACUUCAAGAACAAUUGGAUUUUAAGCAAAAAUUACUUGAAAAACAACUCGCCGAUCUUCAACAGCAACAAAUUCAACAAACACAAUUUUUACUACGUCAACAACAGGCCUACGAGGAACAAGUUCGACAGAAACAACAACAAGAUAUUUACAAUCAAGAACAAGCGAGUUUAAAACGUCUUCAGGAACAAACGAGACUCAAACAAAUUGAAGAGCAACGGCAAAAACAAUUUGAAGAACAACGACAAAAACAAUACGAAGAACAGCGACAAAAACAAUUCGAAGAACAACGACAGAAACAAUUAUUCGACGAGCAAAGACAAAAACAAUUUGAAGAACACGUUCGUUUGAAACAAUUGGAGGAACAACGAAUUUAUCAACAAAGACUUCAACAGUUGCAACAACAACAACAAAACAAUUUUCACCUUCAACAACUUCCUAUUGAACAGAACAAUGUUUUGUCAUUCAAGCAACAGAAGACCAAUAAUAAUAAUAAUAAUGUUCGUCUUCAGCCAAGCAUUGGAUUGGAAUUACCACAAAAUAUUCCGGCAAUUCCAUUUCAGUUUCAAUUUCAAGAUCAAUUGCGUGCACAACAACACAGGCAACAGCAACAAUUUCAUCAGCAGCAAAAUUUUCAUCAACAGUUCCCGCAACAGCAACAGCAGCAACAACUUCCACCGAAACAACAACCGCCACAGAAAAUUCAACAACAAACAUUUGCUCCCUUCUCUUCUGAUUUUCAGCCACCUAUAGUUCCACCCACGAGAUUUAAUCGACAGGAGGCAUUUGCAUCAGUCGGAAAUUUUGGAUUCAAUAACAUUAACAAUGGAUCGCCAAACAGAAAUACCUUCAAUUUCAAUCAAAUACAACAGAGACAACCCUCAAGUUUCGAUCAAUUUAGUCAAUUUCGCCAAACAAGACAACCCCUAUCGUCAGUGGUAGCAACACCAGCAAAACAAAUACAAAAUCUCCUCUAUCAAUCAGGAAUUGCAAAUGAAUUACAAAAUGGUAUUCAAGGCUUUCCUGGAUCGCAGGAAGAUUUGAAUAUUGUGUCGAAAGUUUUGGCAUUGAACGUGGGUGCGGUACCAUCAACGAACAAUCUUCAAUUUGAUAUAAAUCAACGAGCCUUGGCUUAUAAUAGAGCGCCAAGUGUCGCGUGAACUGUUGACUAUAUAAAAGGUCCUUCAACCUCCAUAUUAUAAGCGAUGUUGCUCUUUUGCCAAGUCAUGUAAAUUGCUAUACGAGCUGAUGAUAUUAAUAAGGUGAAAUCGAGUUCUCUCAUUCUCACUCUCUAGAAAACAUAUAUAUAUAUAUAUAUAUAUAUAUAUAUAUAUAUAUAUAUAUAUAUAUGUAUAUUUACUGCUCACGUCGGAGCCACCAAUAUGCUCAUCUUAUAUGCUAAGAGUAUCGU